UAAUUAUGUUUACAUCAGUUGGUAACAGAUUAACUAUUAUCUAAACUCUAGUAAAAUGCAUACAAAACAAUCAAAAAAGCUAGCUGUUCACCAAAAAAAAAAAAUAAAUAAAUAAACCAAAAAAAAAAAAAUUUGAAAAGCUUACAUCUAACAAAUCCACCUUAAAAAUCUCCUCGAAUUUCUCUCACUCCCUAUGCUGAUCAACGAUUUCACAAGCGUACCCUCAACUUCCGGAAACCGAAACUAAAGAAUCUCUCAAAGAUUCUUUUCCUCCUUUCCCUAUAUAAAUUAAACCAAAUAAAUGAAUCCUCACCACCACCACCACCACCUGAAAGUCUCUCACGUGCUCAUCGCGCUUUCAACAUGGCAUCACUCACGUGCUCUGCCGCCGAUCUCAUUCCACUCUUCGGUUCAAACCCCAACGCCACUGCAGCCGCCGACUACCUCUGCCGCCGCUUUGACGCCGUCACGUACAAAAUAUCCGACACCGAUUACGCCGUCAACAGCACCUACCUCCUCUUCUCGGCUUACUUAGUCUUCGCCAUGCAGCUCGGCUUUGCCAUGCUCUGCGCCGGCUCCGUCCGCGCCAAGAACACCAUGAACAUCAUGCUCACCAACGUCCUCGACGCCGCGACUGGUGGCAUUUUCUACUACGUCUUCGGCUUCGCACUGGCUUUUGGAUCUCCUUCCAACGGUUUCAUCGGCCACCAUUUCUUCGGCCUCAGUCCGUUUCCUUCUCCUUCUUUCGACUACGGUUUCUUUCUCUACCAAUGGGCUUUUGCUAUUGCAGCGGCUGGAAUCACAAGCGGCUCCAUAGCCGAACGGACUCAGUUCGUUGCCUAUUUGGUUUACUCGCUAUUCUUAACGGGCUUUGUUUACCCCAUUGUGGCCCAUUGGUUCUGGUCCGGUGACGGUUGGGCCAGCCCAGGUCGAUCCGAUAACCUUUUAUUCGGAUCCGGAGUCAUCGAUUUCGCUGGAUCCGGAGUCGUCCACUUGGUAGGAGGCGUUGCCGGGUUAUGGGGAGCGUUAAUCGAAGGUCCGCGUAUCGGCCGGUUCGAUCACCAAGGUCGGUCCGUUGCAUUGCGAGGACAUAGCGGGACAUUAGUAGUAUUAGGCACGUUUUUGUUAUGGUUCGGAUGGUACGGGUUCAACCCGGGUUCGUUUUUAACAAUCGCCAAAGUAUACGGUCAAAGCGGGUCUUACUACGGUCAAUGGAGCGCCGUGGGCCGAACCGCCGUGACGACGACUUUAGCCGGCUGCACAGCCGCUCUAACCACUCUCUUCGGAAAGCGAUUGCUUGCCGGCCACUGGAACGUGACCGACGUUUGCAACGGUUUGCUGGGCGGGUUCGCUGCAAUAACUUCCGGGUGCUCCGUUGUCGACCCGUGGGCCGCGAUCGUAUGUGGAUUCGUGGCGGCUUGGGUUUUAAUCGGCUGCAACAAACUGGCGGAGAAAUUCCGUUACGACGAUCCGUUAGAGGCGGCGCAGCUCCACGGCGGUUGCGGCACGUGGGGGAUAAUUUUCACGGCGCUGUUCGCGAAGAGAGAGUACGUCAACGAGGUUUAUCCGGGAGUACCUGACCGACCGUACGGAUUGUUCGUGGGAGGUGGAGGGAAGCUCCUGGCGGCGCACGUGGUUCAGAUAUUGGUGAUCGUUGGGUGGGUGAGUGUGACGAUGGGGACGGUGUUUAUGGUUUUGAAGAGGCUGGGUUUGCUGAGGAUUUCGCACGAAGAAGAAACGGCGGGAAUGGACCUGACCAGCCAUGGAGGUUUGGCUUAUGUUUAUAAUGACGAGGAUGGUACUGUCAAGAAUUCAGGUUCGGUUUAGACGAGGUUGAGUCUGGGUCCCGAAUCCAUGUUUUUUUAUUUUUAUUUUUAUUUUUUGUAUAAAGAAAAUAAUAAUAACAUUAGGUAGUUUAUGAUUGAUAAUAUUUAUUAUGCUACAUUGAACGAUUAUAUACACCUACUUUAUAAUUUUUAUUUUUAGUAUGUCCAAAAAAAAAAAAAUUAAAGUUUUAAUUGAUAGUGUUUUUAAUUUGUGAUUG
Ziziphus jujuba (common jujube) is the source of this 2044-nucleotide messenger RNA. Its product is annotated as ammonium transporter 1 member 2. Gene Ontology annotation, molecular function: ammonium channel activity. NCBI's taxonomy places the organism in Eukaryota, Viridiplantae, Streptophyta, Magnoliopsida, Rosales, Rhamnaceae. Gene Ontology annotation, cellular component: membrane. Gene Ontology annotation, biological process: ammonium homeostasis; ammonium transmembrane transport. The record is from RefSeq and is a predicted model, not a curated record. The coding region runs from base 364 to 1827 and encodes 487 amino acids. The transcript has a single exon.